Molecule: messenger RNA, 3451 nt
Organism: Panicum virgatum (switchgrass)
Lineage: Eukaryota; Viridiplantae; Streptophyta; Magnoliopsida; Poales; Poaceae
Exons: 1
Coding region: 452-3148 (898 amino acids)
Cellular component (GO): intracellular membrane-bounded organelle
Source: RefSeq, a predicted model, not a curated record
UCUUGCUCCUCUUGGCUCACGGCUCCUAUCUUUUUUAUUGUCAUUAUCCGUGCCGCCCAUCUGACACGGCCUAUUUAGCCAUCUAUAGCCACGGCAUCCUUGCGCCUCAAGUCGUGUGCAUGUCUGAUUCUCUGUUCUGCAGUGCCAAGAGGUCACUAACGGUUGACCUGAGGUCCUGGUCUCCCUCUCAAUUCUGAACCACAUGAUCGUAGUGUCUCUUUGCUGCAUGUUUAGAUGAGGACGAUGCAUGGAGCAAUCCACUGAUCAAUUCUCCAGCUCCAAAUUCCUAAAGAUCUUGCUCCUCUCGGCUGACGGCGGCUCGGAUCGGAUCGGACGUAGAGAAGACGUUGCAGCCGCGGUUUCGUCCCCCUCCCCCUCCCCCUCCCGGCGUCCCCUACUAAAAUAACCGCGCCAACGCUGCCGGCUUGAUUUGCUGCCUCCUCUGGCCGGAAUGGCGCGGGCUCACAGCCACUACUACCGUCUUCUCGUCCUCCUCCUCCUCCUGCUCCCCGCCGCCACGGGAGCGCCGUACUCCUCGCUCUGCCACUCCCCCGCGGCCGCCAAAGAUGUCCCCUUCGACCACUCCCACGGCGGAACAACGCCCGCUCUCCCUUGGACCUCCACCGGCCACUUCUCCGGCGGCGGCGACCUCCACUUCGCCGCCGGCCGGUCCUACGCCCGCGCUUUCUCGUUCCACCCCCGCGACGGCUCCGCCAGCGCCACCGCCGACUCCGCCGUCACCCGCCUCUCCGCCACGCUCACCCUCGAGGGGUCCCGCCUCACCCGGCGCCACGGCAACCGCCCCCACUCCGUCUCCUUCGACCUCGACGGCUACUACUCCACCGCCGCCGCCGCCACCGCGGAGCUCUGCAUGGUGGGGUCCGGUUCCUACGCGAGGGAGGACGGCUCCGGCGUCGUCGUCCUCUCCGACGUCGUGCUCCGCCUGACCGUGCCGCGCCCGUCCAACCUCUCCGCGCCCUUCGUCACGGGCCGCCUCGGGGGCGUCGACUUCAACCCCGUCGCCCUCGUCGCCUACGCCGAGGAUGACUACGCGUACGGCGAGGCCGCAUCCUGCCCGCCGGCGCCGCCGCUGGAUGGCGCGCGGCGGGUGCUCCGCGCGGGGUUCUCGUGCCGCCUCCUCAGGGCUCUGCUCGGCAGAGGCUCCUACGGCCUGGAGUACAGGCAGCCCGGUGGGCGCGGGGCGAGCGGCUUCCCGCUGCGGCUGCGCCACCGGAGCAUGUACAUCAACCAGAUGAGCUGCGCCGCCGCCGACGGCGCCGUGCGCGCGUACAUGGUGUUCUACGCCGACCAACCGGCCGCCUUCCCAUCCAACGACACGGCACGGUGGGGGCGUGAGCGCGGCUUCUUGGUCGGGGACGAGGCGCUCGUCGCCGACGGGUUCUGGGACUCGUCUCGGAGCCGGCUCUGCCUGAAGGCGUGCCGGGUGGCGAGCUCGGGCCAGUCCGGCGCGGACCUCGCCGUCCGCGAGUGCGGGAUCGGGGCCAGCUUCUGGUUCCCGGCCGUGUGGUCGCUCCGCGACCGGAGCGUCGUCGCCGGGAUGAUCUGGAACGCGAGCGGCAGCAUCAACGGUGACGCAGCGGCCGUGAUCUCGGUGUCCAGAACCGGGGGCUACGCCUACCAGGUUGCCGGCAUCAAGUACAACUACACCCGGGUGGAGGAGGCCAAGCAGCACCACGACUCCAUGCCGGCGUUGAGCAAGGAGAGGAAUGGCAGGUUCCCCGGCAACUCCUCGUUCCGGGACUUCGCGUUCGGUUUCUCCCUGAAGAAGCGAGGACUCACCGGGUACGCCUGGCCGGUCGCGAUCGGCUCGGCCUUGGUCGAAGGAGACGGGCUGGUCGCCGACGCGGCUUUCGCAGCAGAGGAGGUGAACAGGAAGAGACUGGUGAACGUCAGCUACAGUUUGCGAUACUAUGCUCCAACUGCCUACGGGGAUUCGUCUGCGAAUUCGCCGCAGCUGCGGCGCAUCUCGGCCGAAGGCGUCUACGAUACCAGGGCAGGAUCCCUGUGCAUGGUGGCCUGCCAAGCGAUCAACGUCAAGUCGCCGGAGUCGGACUGCGAGGUGCUCGUCACCGUCCAGUUCGCUCCGAUGGACGCCGUGGCGAGGGAGCGCGCCGUGGGGAUGAUUAGCAGCCUGAGAAAGCCGGGCGACGACCCUCUCUUCUUCGAGGCGCUGGACUUCGCCGGCGACGGGAUGUACGUGGAGCGGUUGGCGGAGUCGGUGUCCAGGAUGGACAUGGAGAGCAUCAUGCAGGUGGCCUCCAUGGCGCUGUCCUGCGUGUUCACGGCCCUGCAGCUGCGCCACGUGAAGAAGCACCCGGAGGCGCUGCCGGCCAUGUCGGUCACCGCGCUCGUCGUCCUGGCGAUUGGCUACGUGAUCCCGCUCGUGCUCAACCUCGAGGACACCUACAGCAGGGACAGCCGCAGCCGCAGGCAGUUCGUCAAGCUGACCGGCGGCGGGCUGCUGGAGCUGAACGCGCUCGUGCUGCGGGCAAGCACCGUGCUGGCCCUCGUCCUGCAGCUGCGCCUCCUCCAGCUCGCCCUGUCGUCGCGGCGGUCGUCGGCGGAUCAAGCGGGAAGCAAGCGCGAGGGCUCGUCGCCGUCGUCAUCGUCAUCCGACGCCGACGCCGACGCCGAGAGGAGCACGCUCUGGGUAUGCCUGCCGCUGUACGCCCUCGGCGCCGCCGUGGUCUGGAUCGUCCACACGAGCGACGGCCCCCCGGGUCUUUCGGCGCCGCCGGGGCCGCGGCUGGUGGACGACCUCGCGGCCUACGCGGGCCUGGUCCUGGACGCGUUCCUGCUGCCCCAGGUCGUCCGGAACGCGCUCUCGGGCUCCAGGGUGAGGGCGCUCUCGCCGUGGUUCUACGCCGGCGGCGCCGCAGUCCGCGCGGCGCCGCACGCAUACGACGCGUUCCGGAGGCGGACCUACGUGCCGAGCCUGAGGCCGUCGUUCGCGUACGCGGGCCCCCGCGACGACCUCUUCGGCGUCGGGUGGGACGUGGCCGUACCGUGCGGGGCGGCGGUGCUCGCCGCGCUGCUCUUCUUGCAGCAGCGGCUUGGGGGCGCGUUCCUGUGUGGAUCGAAGAGCCGAGGGGCAGGAGAAUACGAGAUGGUCUCCACUAGGUCCUAGUUGGCAAUUGUGCAACUGUCGUACUCUUAAGAGCGUAUCUAAGAGUCUUUUUAAAUUUUACUUUUAAAAUUAUUAUUUGGAGAGUCAUGUACAUAAAAAUCACUCUCUAUACAUUUUCACUCUCCAAUAGUUUUUCUAUAUCUUGUUUUCACUCUUGAUAGCCAUUUUCGCUAUCUAUCUUUGAAUAGCAAGAAAUCCGGAAUAGAUGAUGACUAUAUUUGGAUAACUAGAGAGGCUUUUGGAGUUUUUUUCAUCAAAAUCUCUAUUUCUAACAAUUAGGAUGAAUAUAAAGACUCUCUUGGA